GUCUCUGCGUCGGUCGCGAUGUCGUCUCCGUCCGAUCGCAAAGCAGAGCUGGAACGGAAGAAAGCGAAACUCGCCGCCAUGAGAGAGGAAAAGAAGAGGAAAGAGGAACGUCGAAGGCAGCUGCUCAGCACCGAAGCAGGUAAGGAGUCUCUGAUCGAAGACGCUGACAAAAUCCUCAAAGAACUUGGUAUUUCCCUCGGCCACUCCGCUUCUAGUGAAGCCAUCACGCCUACUAACGAAUCUUCCUCAGUUGCAUCUCUUUCGGCCGAUGCGCCUCUCAACGCAGCGGCUGCAUCGACUGUCAAAAAUCUCGAAAUUCGGCCGAUGGUGCAGCUUCAGAAGACUGAUACACUUCAUAUCAACGUCCCCCCGAAAGAGUCGGUGGUUUACGCCAAGUCGACCCAAACCGAAAUCGAUACGAUCGAAAAGGAUCUGACGCAUUUGCACUCGUACGAAUGGGACGACGAGUUCAGCGGCGGCGUUCAUCAACCGCAGUCUACCACUGGCACCAGCCCGGAAGAGGUAUUCGAUGCAGAAGCUUCUCCAACUCAUAUUAUCGCCGGACUGUUGCCUCAUAUCGAAAUGGUUAAGCCAGCCGAGGUACUUACCGACGAAGCGGCGCACACAGACUCAAAGACCCAUGUUUCUGAGGCACCAGAGCUUAGUGAAGAAGAAAAACGCAGCAUUAUGUCAUCUGAGGAAUUUCGACAUUUUUUUGAUCGUUCGGCUACGAUAAUCGAACGAGCUCUAAACGAAGAGGCAGACAUCUUCAAAGAUUAUUCCAAAGAUAUCGACAAGGAAAAAGCGGAUUACAGCGUGAAGAUGUCCGUCAAUCGUUGCUUCUUCGACGAGAACUAUUCGAAAAAGCGCUGCAUCACUUGCCUUGACUUCUCUCCCCAGUACCCUGAGCUUCUUGCCGUCUCGUACGACAACAACGAAGAUGCACCACACGAGCCCGAUGGCAUCGUUCUUGUCUGGAACACUAAGUUCAAACGAUCUACGCCAGAAUUUUACUUUCACUCUCAAUCACGAGUGAUGUCGGUUGCGUGGGCGAAGUUUCAUCCAAACCUGUUGAUCGGCGGCACGUACAGCGGGCGAAUCUGCCUCUGGGAUAACCGGAACAAUAAACGAACGCCGGUGCAGAAGAGCUCGCUGUCGGCCAACGCCCACACGCAUCCGGUCUACUGUCUGGACGUUGUCGGAACGUCCAACGCCCACAACCUGGUUUCGAUUUCGACCGACGGCAAGCUGUGUUCCUGGAAUCUCGACAUGCUGUCAGAACCGCAAGAAUCAUUCAUGCUGCAGAUGAAGCAGAGCCGGCCGGUCUCGGCGAUGUGUUUGUGUUUCCCUCUGAAUGACGUGAACAACUUUUUCGUCGGCGGUGAAGAUGGAUGCAUGUAUGCUGGAUGUCGUCAUGGCAGUAAGGCAGGAAUUACUGAAAUCUAUGAAGGCCACUUCGGCCCAGUAAUGGGAAUCGAUUGCCAUGCCGCCACCGGUGGUUCUGUCGAUUUCAGCAAUAUCGUUUUGACAUGCUCUGCCGACUGGACAGUCAAAUUGUGGAACACCAGGGAUCAGAAACCACUGUAUUCUUUUGAGGAUCAUAAUGACUAUGUGUACGACGUCGCAUGGUGUCCGAUUCACCCAGCUAUAUUUACUUGCGCGGACGGAUUGGGCCACCUCGAUCUUUGGAACUUAAAUCUCGACACGGAGCUGCCAAUUUCCUCGAUGACGACUAACGAUGGUUCAUCGUUCAAUAAGGUCUUGUGGUCUAAGUCAGGACAGCUGCUCGCCGCCGGCAACGAUUGUGGCCAUAUAUUCGUUUAUGAAGUGAACGAGCAAGUAGUAAAUCCACGUUCGAUUGAAUGGUCAGAAUUUUCAAAAACUCUUCACGAAUUCAAGCAAAACCAAGUCGAAUCAGAUGAAUUCUCUCAAGCUGUCGCUGCUAUCCGCUGA
Soboliphyme baturini is the source of this 1953-nucleotide messenger RNA. NCBI's taxonomy places the organism in Eukaryota, Metazoa, Nematoda, Enoplea, Dioctophymatida, Soboliphymatidae. The record is from the annotation of a GenBank genome assembly.